AUGCCUCUUGAUAUUGAUUUAAAUUUAUACUUAUCAUAUGAAGAAGAAGAAAUAACUAAUGUUGAGUUGAAUGUAAAUCCCUCGUACGUUGACUUGAAUGUGUAUCCUUCAUAUGAGGAAGAAUCUAAUGUUAAUUUAAAUGUGAAUCAUUCAUAUGAAGUAGCAGAAGAAGAAUAUAGAGAUGAUUUGAUGAAUGUUGGUCUAUCAUAUGAAGACGUUUUUCAUGAAAAUGAGGUUGGAACUCAUUCUUCUACCAGUCACAUAAUCAACCAUAUUGAUAUCUCUCUAAAUGAGACAACAGGAAAUGUUGUUAAUGAAACACAACCAUUGAAAAAGAAACGUUCUUUUUUGGACAACACGCAGCGGAAAAUUAUUUCUGAAAUAUUGAUAAAUUCAAGCUUCUCUACCGAUGUUAUUUAUCGGAUUUGGAGACAGAUUAAUGAAACAGGUGAUGCAUGCCACAAGAAAACAAAAAAUUAUGGUCGUAAAAGAGUUGAGAUAGACUUUGAAAAAAUUCGUGAUAUUUCGUUACCUAAGCGUAGCACUUUUCGAUCUUUAGCAAAAGCUUUAGGUAUUAGAAGCAAGUUAAUAUUGGAAAAAUAUGUGAGUGAAGAGGUAUUGCGUAAAAAUUCAAGCGCAUUGAAGCCACAUAUGAAGGAUGAUAAUAUGAAACAACGUCUUAGAUUCUGCUUGAGUAUGCUUGAGGAGACUACCAUUUCUCAUGAUCCAAUUUUUAAAUCCAUGUAUAACAUUGUGCACAUAGAUGAAAAGUGGUUUUAUAUGUCAAAAAAUUCAACAAAUUAUUACCUUCUUGCAAAUGAGGAUGAUCUAUAUAGGACUUGCAGAAACAAAAAUUAUAUUCAAAAGGUCAUGUUUUUAGUAGCGGUAGCUAGACCCAUAUUUGAUGAUGAAGAUAAUGUGACGUUCACUGGAAAAAUUGGUGGGUUUCCCCUAGUCGAUAAAGUGCUGGCAAGAAGGUCAAGUGUCAAUCAAUCAGCAGGGACACUUGAAACAAAACCAAUUACUUUUAUCACUAAAGAUGUCAGUCGAAUGUUUUUAAUAAACAAGAUCUUACCAGCCAUCAAAGAAAAAUGGCCACGAGAGCAUGCAUGUGAGACAAUUUUUAUUCAGCAAGAUAAUGCACCGUAUCAUGUUUCUUUAGAUGAUGAAGAAUUUCGUGUAGCAGCUUCUGAAGGAGGUUUUGACAUUCGUUUGACUUGUCAACCACCUAAUUCUCCCGAUUUAAAUGUUUUGGGUUUAGAUUUCUUUAGUAUCAUGCAAUCAUUGCAACAGAAAAAAGUGGUUAAUUCAGUUGAUGAGCUUAUUCAAGUCGUAGAAAAUGCUUAUGAGUCUUUUGAUAUCAAAAGUUCAAAAAAGAAUUUUCUUACACUUCAAUCGUGUAUGGUUGAAAUUAUGAAGAGGAAAGGAUCUAAUGAUUAUAAAAUUUCUCAUAUGAAAAAAGAUGUAUUGUUUACUCAAGGAAGGCUACCCAUUCGACUCAAAUGUGAUAGAUAA
Lathyrus oleraceus (garden pea) is the source of this 1515-nucleotide messenger RNA. RefSeq lists its product as uncharacterized. The transcript has 3 exons. Bases 1 to 1515 code for a protein of 504 amino acids. NCBI's taxonomy places the organism in Eukaryota, Viridiplantae, Streptophyta, Magnoliopsida, Fabales, Fabaceae. Gene Ontology annotation, molecular function: nucleic acid binding. The record is from RefSeq and is a predicted model, not a curated record.